Messenger RNA from Pomacea canaliculata, 3014 nucleotides. Its product is annotated as acidic leucine-rich nuclear phosphoprotein 32 family member E-like. The record is from RefSeq and is a predicted model, not a curated record. Gene Ontology annotation, molecular function: histone binding. Bases 389 to 1072 code for a protein of 227 amino acids. NCBI's taxonomy places the organism in Eukaryota, Metazoa, Mollusca, Gastropoda, Architaenioglossa, Ampullariidae. Gene Ontology annotation, cellular component: nucleus. The transcript has 8 exons.
UCGUGUCAGGAUGGAAUAUCCUUAGCCGCCAUCUUGAAUAGGAAGAGCUGCGAAACCAGUUUGUAAGCCCUAAACCCUUAAAUCGGUAUUGUAUCAGAGACUGGAAACAGCAAAUAGUUAGAAAUAUGUGUCUGUGAACUUAUUUAAUCAAAACCUUUCAACAUUGUGCAGUCGAUUAAUCAUAAUAGUCUGACGAUGAAGUGGCUUCGUUUCGAGCUUCUUCUCUGCUGUUAUUCGGAGGAGUGGAGCACGAAAAAAGACAGUCUCUGGGGCUGCGAAUGCAUUGUUCCAGUUUGGGAUCGAGAUCAAAGACUUAAACCUGGAUAAUUGUCGAGUUACUGAAAUUGAGGGGUUGACCAGUGAUUUCAGUGCCUUGGAGUCCUUGAGCAUGAUAAAUGUUGGCCUUCAGUCAUUAAACAAUUUCCCAAAGCUUGGCAAUUUGAAAAAGCUGGACUUGAGCGACAAUAGGAUAUCAGGUGGUCUGCAGGCUCUUACAGGAUGCCCAAAGCUCACAUAUCUCAGCCUCAGUGGGAACAAAAUCAAAGACAUUGAAGCCCUCAAGCCUUUGAAAGAUCUGCCCAAUCUGAAGAGCUUGGACCUGUUUAACUGUGAAGUAACAAACAUGGAAGACUACAGGGAAAAAGUGUUUGAACUUCUGUCACAAAUUUCAUACCUUGAUGGGUUUGAUCAGAAUGACAAAGAAUGUGAGGAUGACGAAGAAGACGGGGAUGACAUGGAUGGUGAGGAUGAUGACGACGACGAUGAUGAUGAAGAUGAUGACGAAAACGACGAUGAUGAUGAAGAAGUGGAAGGGGAAGAAGAGGUUGGUCUUGACUACUUGGUCAAGGGAGAUAUCGAUGAUGAUGAAGAGGAAGAAGAUUUUGAGCCAGAAGGUGAUGAUGAUGAAGAAGAGGAUCUUGGAGGAGAAGAUGAUGAUGAUGAUGGAGAGGAUGGUGAGGAGAAUGAAGAAGAGGAUGGAGAGGAAGAUGAGGAGGAAGAGGAUGAAGAAGAGGGAGGGCGAGGGACAAAAAGGAAGCACGAAGAGGAGGAAGAGGAUGAUGAUGAUGCAUAACUUGUCUGUCACAACAUCAUGGCAUACAGCAGUCUUUUCUCACACACACUCCAUCCUUCAUAAACCACCCACCCAUCCCAUUGUUCAUAUUGUCAUCCAGUCAUCCAUGUAUCCAUUUUGUCACCCCCAUCUUUACUUUGUUCUCCAUGCAAGAGAUGGGAGUUCCUGAAUGAGAAGAAUGGUCAGAGUGAAUGUAAAUGUUUUGUGGUUUGUAUCGGAAUCAUAACAAUGGAAGCUUACAUGUCUGUCUGUUCACACCAUGUACUUAUAAAACAGAAUGUUUAAAUGAUUUUUACUUUGUUCUCCUAGCCAGCGGUUCUUAUGAGGGAGGUACACCAAAAAGAAAAUGUGAAGUGUCAGUGGUUUUGCUAGACAGUUAAUGAAAAGCAGCAUAUUUGGAUGUCUUGUUCCUCUUAUGUCUUUAGAUUUGCAGGUGAGCCUUUAGAAAAUCCACAUCAGAUACACAGCCAAACUUAUUGUGUGUUAAUUUUUUUAAAACAGGUUCUCAGAAUAUUGAAAGUCUACCUUCCAUUAGUGUCAGUUCAUAUUGUGAGAUUAUUCCAUUUACGCAAUGUCACAAGCGAGUGGCAGCAUGCAAAAAUGCACACAGAAAAAACUUUAAGGUUUUGUAAGUUGUCCCCUCAGCCUUGUUUUUGAUUUAAAGAGCAGAAAUAUAGGUCUUGAUUGCUUAUUAUAUUUUAAGCAUGAAACAUAGAAUCUUUUGCAUGGAUAUCCUAUGGCCAAUGACUUUUUCUGAGCAGUAAUAAAUUUACACAACACCAAAAUUUUGUGGUGCAUUUUUUAAAAUACUUUUUCUGAGAGGAUCAAAUAGCAUCAUUAUAUAGCCUCUUUAGAGUGUUAAUUUUUUUAAUAAACUUCUAUAAAGUAACAAGUCAACUGUCAAUCAAUUUGUUGGCUGCAAAGAAAGUUUGUUCUGCUUAAUACAACAGUGGAAGAAGAACAUAGCUUUUUACACCAUCCAGUUUGAUGAUUUAAGUAUUAUUUUUCUUUCCUUUUCCUAGUGCUUUAAUCUGCUAUGCAACAGAAGUGAAAUACAUAAGUGCCUGGUGUAUAUUUCAUCAAACUUGAAUACUUGCAGGCAUUGGAUUGCUUUAGUAUUGUAGUUGAUAUUUUUUUUUUAACAAUAAAAACCUGAGGAUUAGUACAUUUAAACUUUGCUCAGUCUGUAAUGUUAAUGGUAACUAAAAGGUUUCAUAUGCAAGAAUAAUGCUAUCUGGCAUCUUGAAAAAUUCUUUUCUGUGUUGCUGUUCUCGUUUAUUAUGAUCAUCCGAUCCUGUUGUCGCCCACUUUAGACCGGCAAUGAUAUUGGAAUGUGAAGAGAACACUGUAACAUCUAGUUUUGUAGAAAUUUGUCUUUGUUUUUUGGGAGGGAGGCAAAAAUGAACAAGCAUAAAGUAGGACGUACUCCAGGGUUGGGGGGGGGGACUUUCCAAAACCUUGUUCCUGGAAGUAGUGCUGCUAAGCCCUAAAAAGGUUUAAUGGUGACAAUGAGAUUUUGACGUGCUUAAAGCUAAAGUGCAUUUGAAUGUGUAACUUGCUGUCAGUACAAUACUGCCAUUACAGAAAGCUUAUGUUUAACUAUGCAUGUUAUGCAUAAAAAAUUUAUUUGGAAUACACACCAAUGAAUGUUUAGGAAAUGCAAUCUGCUCUCUUCCGGAAGUUUUUUUUAAAUGGUAAGAUCUGUUUGCUACACAAAGACUUUCAGCAGUUACACCUCUUUGUAGGGUUGGAUUUUUUUUUAACAGAUUGUGCGCAAGCUGACAGUUACCCUAAGAAAAGUAGGGCACCAUUUUUGUUGGCUGGUUGAAGUUCAGUUGUCGGACAAUUUCAUGUUAUAUUUUUAAGUUAUUUGUGCAUUUUCUUUUUGAACACAUCAUCCCAUUUGGUAAAAUUCUAAGUAAACCAUGUAAAUCUUUGCAUA